Molecule: messenger RNA, 5575 nt
Organism: Oryzias latipes (Japanese medaka)
Lineage: Eukaryota; Metazoa; Chordata; Actinopteri; Beloniformes; Adrianichthyidae
Source: RefSeq, a predicted model, not a curated record
UGUGUUUUUUCUUUCUCUUAACCUCGUAAGUCUUCUUACUGUGUUAUUGAGAAACUAUAAAAACAAGAAAAGAAAAGGAUUUUCUGUCCAAACAGUUUAGGUCGGUGUAUAGUUUAUGUACAUUUUUACUUUUUUCUUUUUCUUUUUGAUCACAAAGGUAAAAGUUUAUCAUCAGCGUUCAGCACACACACCUAAACAAAUAUGGUGGUACUUGUAGAACUAAUAAUGCAGUCUUAAAAAUCCUGAAAAUACAUCAAUGAAAGUUAGGUGUUGGUUUGGAGCUAAAACAUGCCAUCUGGAGAAAGUCCCCUGUAACAGUGGGAGCCGUUAGGUUAUGAAGAGUGGGCCAAAAUACCUGCUGAAAAGGGAAAAAAGUAUUUUCCUUUAAUAGUCAUGCAACAAAAAGUUAUCAAAAUGUACCAUCAUGUGUUGGCUGCUUUAUUAUGAUUCUUUUAAACAGCAAUUUAAAAGCAAUGCCUGGUUUUUAUUGAUAUUUCUUUUAUUUAGUCUGUUUCAAGUAAAAUUAAUGACCAAUGUGGGUUUUUUUUCCUUAACAGAGGGGUUUGAAACAUUUCAAUCGUGUCUUUUUUUAAAUGCACAUUGAAUCACACCAACAGUAAAAGGUAAAACAAGCUUUUUAACUUCCUGUUCAAAAUAUUUAAAUGGAAGAAAAAAAAGUGCCUGUGGGACUGGACCACUGGCAGCAGUUAAGGAACUCUGCAACAAUCUUAAAAAACCCAAAUCCCCUGAAAGUGGCAUAUUUUCUGAGUUGGUUGUGUUGUGUAUGGAGUUGCUGCAUUCUACAUGAACCCAAAGAAACAACAAUGUUGUGCUGCCAAAUACAGCCAAACCCAGACACCCAGGAGUCUGUUAAAGGUCUGUGUAACCACAAAGCUUGCUCUUUUUCCAGCUUAGAUCCUGGCUGAAAGAGAGAGUUUAGUGAAACAGGAGAGCAGGGCAAAACCUCUUCAGUUCCACUUUCUAAUGGGAGGAUUUUUUUCUUUUCUUGUUUUAAUAAUGCCCUGUCUGUGUUAUUCAAAGUAGAAUAAGGAAAAUUGAAGUUGGCAAAGCUUUUCUGGACUUUGAUAAGCAGAAUUUUCAGCUGAGAUCGUCAAUGAUUUCUCUUUUUUUGGGUUCUACUUUGACAAUUUGUGGAUUUGUUCUCAACGAGGGAAUAGAGCCACAACGGAGCAAUGAGUUUCCCUCGCGGCAAACAGCACAGUGAAUUUUCUCUUUGCAUCUUUCUUGCUGCCCUUCAUCCCAUCAGGCCACACAUCCGAACAUGCGGACGUACUAUUUUUGCACUGACACGGCCAAAGAGACGGAGUCCUGGAUGAGAGUAAUGACGGAUGCUGCGCUGGUGCAUUCAGGGCCAGUCAAAAGUACAGCCACUCAAGAACAAAUGGGACUAAAUGCACAAAGGCUUUCCACAGGGAUGGGUGUGUGCUCCUCGGGGGUAGAUCAGCUAAAAGUGGGCCAGUGUGGACCACAAGAGACUCACCAUGUUGCCAACCACAAACCACCGCUCACGCAGCCUGAAAUCCAGAACAACCAACGCAACAAGGAGUCUGCCUGUGAGCAUAUUGUCCCCGUCCCCUCCAGCACAGACGAAGAGGAGAGGAAGCAGCGUGACGCUGAGCGCUACGGCUUCCAUAAGGAUGGGUCACAGCGGGAGCGGCCACUCACCAAGAUCAGCAGCAUCAAACUGCCGCCAGUCCAGGCAGAGACCGUCAAGUCCAACGUGACCUCGCCGCAGCCGCUCACAGAGGUGGACAGACCGUAUCAGGCUCCUCAGGUGAACGGAUCAGAAGAGCUGCGUCCUCCUGAAGGGACCGGCUUCCCUCAACAGCAAAGCUCCACCGGCGAUCCGGUCCGCAGCCUGAGCAGAACCAACUCCAUGCAGCAGCUGGAGCAGUGGGUGCGGACACAAAGAGGACGUAAUCAGGAUGAGGACACCAGGAGCAUCACGUCCUACCAGACUCUGCCCAGAAACAUGCCAAGUCACCGGGUACCUUACAUGCCUGCUUAUGGAGAUGGCUACCGCAGUAUGCCCAGGAACAGCAUGGCGCAGCGGGACAGCAUCUGCAGCAUGUCGCCAUCUCUGUACGACCAAGCCCUGGGCCCCUGUGCUGCUGAGAAGCGGCGCUCCAUGCGAGACGACACCAUGUGGCAGCUGUACGAGUGGCAGCAGAGGCAGGCCUACACCAGGCAGUCGGGGCUUUACAGCGGCAUGCCCAGUCCCAAAACUAUGGUCAACUUGUCAGAGCAUGCGGCACCGAACCACUCCAUCCCGCCAUCGCCAUCCCACGGCUCCCUGUCCAUGUACGGCGGCUAUUCUCCGAUGCGAUCCUACAGCAUGGCAAGCGCUCGUUCAGAAGUAUCUUCUCCCGUCUACAGAAGAGACAUGAGCAUCGACAGAAGACACAGGCCACCGAUUAACAAGUACAUCUACCCACCUGAUAGGAGGUCCAUGCCUGCAGGGAUCCCAGUCCAGACCAUCACUGCCCAGUCUCUCCAAGGCAAAACUCCCGAAGAAUUGACUCUGCUGCUGAUAAAGCUGCGGCGGCAGCAGGCAGAGCUAAACAGUAUCCGGGAGCACACUGUAGCGCAGCUUAUGCAACUUAACAUGGAUGGCGACAACCCAAAGAACGACAUUCUCUCCCAUCACCUCCAAAGGAACCUCAUGUAUUUGGACAAUCAGAUCAAGGAAAAUGACCCUUUAAUCGUCAUGACUCACUCUUUGAUUGAGAACUCAGCCCCACGGCCACAACUUUAUCAGCAAUUGAGUCCAGAAGACUACAGGGAACAAGCCUAUACAUGUGUGCCAGAGGAAGUGGAUACUGACACUAAACUUAGCAGGUUAUGUGAGCAAGAUAAAGUGGUGAGAGCGCAGGAGGACAAACUUCAGCAGCUGUACAGAGAGAAGCACACGCUGGAGACAGCACUUCUGUCAGCCAGUCAGGAAAUAGAGCUGGGCCCUGAGAACCCAGCCACCUUGCAGAGUGUGAUCCAGCAGAGAGACCUGCUGCAGAGUGGCCUCCUCAGCACCUGCAGGGAGCUGACCAGAGUAACUUCUGAGGUGGAGCGAUCGUGGAGGGAAUACGACAAGUUGGAAGCAGAUGUGAUUUUAGCCAAAAACAACUUGCUGGAGCAGCUGGAAGCCUUGGGAAGCCCACAGACCGAGCCUCCCAGCCAGGAGCAUGUCCGCAUCCAGAAAGACUUAUGGAGGAUUCAGGAUGUGAUGGAUGUUCUGAAUAAACACAAGGAGCAGAGAAACGCCUUUGAUGAGAUGGGCUUCGGUGGACCUAAGGCUAACUUCAGUAAACACAAAAAUGAGGCAGAGGAUUUGGUACCCCCAAGACCACCCCUACCCCAGUCUUAUGAGCCCAACUCCCCCAUCGCGCCCCCUUUGCCCUCUCAUGCUGGCGUGCGCCCUUCGUCCCUCCACAGGCCAGAGGACAGAAAGGCCAAUCAGAGGAAUGGCACGCACAGCGGUCCUGACUACAGGCUUUACAAGAGUGAACCAGAGCUCACCACAGUGACCGAGGUGGACGAGAACAAGGACGAGGACAGAUCUGAAAGCACAGACAGAGAGCAUGCUGCAGGCAAAGGAAUGUCUUACCCAGUCGGCAUUGUCCCACCCAGAACCAGAUCUCCAGUGCCGGAGUCUUCCUCUAUAGCAUCCUAUGUCACACUGAGGAAGAGCAAGAAACCUGAUCCCAGGACGGAGCGUCCAUACAGUGCAAUGGAGCAGCAGCUUAGUGCUGUAGAGGGCAACCGGCCCAGGAUGAGCGUGGAGGAGCAGCUGGAGAGGAUCCGCCGCCACCAGCAGGGCACCCUUAGGGAGAAGAAAAAGGGAGCUCGCAUCCGCAGUAGCAGCCAGGACAACACACCUUCUCGCAGUCACUCCUUCGCUGGUUACAAUCACUUCCACAGCACGCAGUCUCACAUGAGACGCAGAGAUCAGAUGAUGAGCAGCAACAUUCAGGAGCUGGAGGCCUCUCUGAGGCAGCAGGAGGUGGUGAGGAGGCAGGAGACGCCGUCUGAGGAAAUAGCCCGUCUCAAGGAGUCCUUACAGGCCGAGGACUUUAAUGUGGACCGAGAACUGUCUGUGCCUGAUAAAGUGCUGAUUCCUGAGCGUUACAUCGAGUCAGAUCCUGAGGAAGCUCCGAGUCCUGAACAGGAGGCUGACAAGCAGAGGAAAGUCGAUCGCAUCAAAGCCCUUAUUGCCAAAAACAGCAUGCAGAAUGUUUUACCCAGUUUGGCUCUAAGCCCAGAAGAAGACCAUGAAGAGGAGGUGACCAUUCUGGAGAAAGAGAAGAUGAUUAAUAUUUCCUAUGAGCUGGCUGCAGAGGCUUCCAAACGCAGCAAGUUGGUAGCAGUGAAAAGCCUAUCAUCAUCCUCUUCCCCACCCUUUCCACAGUCUCCAAACACAGCCUCUCAACUCACUGAUGGCUCUCACUUCAUCACAGGCUCUGGCCUCAGUAAAGACCUACACAUGAAGGAAACGGCGGCAGAGGUGUGUGAAAAAGGCAGAUUUGCUCCUGCGGACCUUCUUCCAACAAAUCAGCACAAUAGCUUGACCUACAAACAGUGAAACUGCCUAUUUCAUCCUCACAGGGCAUAACUUCUGACUUGUGUGUGCUCACUGUGACAUUUAAACCUAUGCCAUUCGAAUAUUUCUUUUAUGAUCUCACCUAGGCAACAACUUCCUGCAGUUUUUAUGCUUUCAAUGGUUGUAUUUUAUUUGACUAUUUUUACCUAUUUGUGUUGUUUUUUUGUUUUCUUUUGCUGGUAAGUGAGCCAGUGUACAUCUGUAUAAAUGGGAUGCUAAAAGACUGAGCUAUGUUGAGUCUAAUAAUCUCUGACAGUAUAUUCCAGGCUAUGUGCUCUACAACCUGUUAAACACACAAAGAUAUGCAUUUAUUUAGUUUUUCCUUAAUAAAUUAUAUAGCUGUUAUUUUUAGACCCAGACAGUUAGCUAAUGAGUCAUAUUUAUUCAUUUACUGUAAAGAACAUUUGCCUAUGCUAAAAAGUCAUGUAGAACAUAUUAGAUUCCUCUAUUAUAAUAAACAGAGGAGCCACUUUAACUGCUGAUGAAGAUUCUUUUUGUAAUUUUUAAAGUGUUUGUGGUUCCCGGAUAAUAAUUUAAGGAUGGGAUCUAUAUAGGUACAUGGUUGCCUAUACAUAUAUAUGUGUGUGACAUGUGUGAAUGUUUUGACAUGACAUCCUUCAUGUCCUUUUUAUGACAGAUCUAUUUAACUAAGGAGAAGGAUAAAUGUCACAGGGUGAUUCUAUUUUAUGAAACGUUGGUUUCAAGUCCUUGAGCUUUAACAAAACAGAUUCGCUUGUGCAAAAAGCAAUAAAAGCAGCCUUUCUGUGAACUGAAUUUAAGAUGUUUGUUUUUCUGUUUGUACAAAGUGUAAUUAUCAGAGGUUUACUGUGUAUAUAAUGUACAUGGUACAUCUGGAUAGGAGGACAUGCCCAGCAAAGGUUACAUACCUGAUUUGAUUUGCAUAUGUUCAUAUCCCAUCUGUUUUAUAUCAUGUUAAAUAAACAUGGAUGUUCUUAAAUA